Molecule: messenger RNA, 1260 nt
Organism: Nycticebus coucang (slow loris)
Lineage: Eukaryota; Metazoa; Chordata; Mammalia; Primates; Lorisidae
Gene: GJB5
Product: gap junction protein beta 5
Exons: 2
Coding region: 142-957 (271 amino acids)
Biological process (GO): cell communication
Cellular component (GO): connexin complex
Source: RefSeq, a predicted model, not a curated record
GGAACAGGCUUCCCCAGAAGCCCUCUCUGGUUCUGACAUGAAUUCCAGCUACUUGCUGAGUCCCACUGCCGCUGCCAAGAGCCAGGAGAGCACUGAGGAAUAGCCACUCAGGUAAGGGCAUCUCCGACACUUGGGUCCACCAUGAACUGGGGGAUCUUUGAGGGGAUCCUGAGUGGGGUCAACAAAUACUCCACAGCCUUUGGGCGCAUCUGGCUGUCCCUGGUUUUCAUUUUCCGGGUGCUGGUGUACCUGGUGACGGCUGAGCGCGUGUGGAGCGACGACCACAAGGACUUUGACUGCAACACCCGCCAGCCCGGGUGCUCCAAUGUCUGCUUCGACGAGUUCUUCCCCGUGUCCCACGUGCGCCUCUGGGCCCUGCAGCUCAUCCUGGUCACAUGCCCCUCGCUGCUUGUGGUCAUGCACGUGGCCUACCGCAAGGCUCGAGAGAAGAGGUACCAAGAGGCCACUGGGGAGAGCGGUGGGUGCCUCCACCUGGACCCUGGCAAGAAGCGGGGUGGGCUCUGGUGGACAUACGUCUGCAGCCUGGUGUUCAAGGCUGGGGUAGACACUGCCUUCCUCUAUGUGUUCCACUCUUUCUACCCCAAAUACACCCUCCCUCGUGUGGUCAAGUGCAACGCAACUCCCUGCGGCAAUAUAGUAGACUGCUUCAUCUCCAAGCCUUCCGAGAAGAACAUCUUCACCCUCUUCAUGGUGGUCACGGCCGCCAUCUGCAUCUUGCUCAACCUCGUGGAGCUGACCUACUUGGUGGGCAAGAGGUGCCGUGAGUGCUGGGCCACAAGACAUGCCCAUACCACGUGCACAGGGCAUCACCGUGCUGCCUCUCCCUGCAAACAGGACGACCUCCUCUCAAGCGACCUCAUCUUCCUGGGCUCUUACACUCCCCCUCCUCUCCUACCAGACCACCCUCGAGACUAUGUGACGAGAACCAUCCUGUGAGGGGCUGCCUGGACUGAGCUGAUGGGUCAGACCAAGGUUGGAAGGUUCCAGCAUCUCUCCUAGGUGUCCCCUGGGAGUGAGGGUGCUAAGGUGUGAGAAGGGAGCAGGCAAAAGGCCAGGAUCCGACUCCUAUGCCUCAGCUCCGGCCACCUGCCCCGGCAUGUGGCUGUGAGUGAGGUUCCCCACUGCUCUGCACCUCGGUUACCUCUGUAAAACAGAGGUACUGAGCACCACCUCACAGGUGCGCUGUAAGGGGGGUUUCAUAAGAGCACAAGUGUGCAAGCACCUUAAUAAAAUCCAACA